AUGCCUGUCCUGCUCAUCCUCUUCCUCCAUCCUCCUCUCAUCAUCCUCCUCCUCUUCUGCAGUAUCCAUCUCAUCAUGGCUCUAAAGGACGUCGGCGAAUUCCGCGAGUGGGAAUUUUGCCCAAACCCAACAACACUCGACAACACCACCAUCACCACCCUCUUGCUCACCCACCAUGAACACGUCGCCCACCACGACCACAACGGACGACGACAACACGCGACCACGACAACACGCGACCACGACAACCACAACGGCCACGACAGACGACGACAACAAACGACGACAACAAACGACCACGGCACGCAACGACGACCACACUCACGGACAAGACAACCACCCACGAACCACGAGCGCCCGCCGACACGACAAACAAGAAAGACGAGGGACAGCAACGACCCGCUCCCACCCGCCAACGACGACCGUAACACCCACCACCACAAACGACGCCCGCCACCCACAAAAACGACAACCGCUGCCCACAAAAAACGCCCAGCGCCCAUGAACGACAGCCGCCGCCCAUGCAAACGACAACCGCCGCCCACGAAAAGCACGCAGCACACCCAAACGACAUCCGCCGCCCACAAAAAACGCCUAGCGCCCACAAACGACGUCCGCCGCCCACAAAAAACACCCAGCAAACCCAAACGACGACCGCCGCCCAUGAAAAAUGCCCACCGCCCACAAACGACAUCCGCCGCCCUCGAAAAACACCCCACCUAUUGGCAAAGCUCAGAGGGGUCAAUCAACAAGGUGGUUGAUAUCUGGGCUGCAAGUCUUCACAAACACGAUGAAGCCCCCCCUUGGAAGAAUACCGAAGAGCUUUAUGUGACGAUCGAUUCUAUUUCAGAGGGAGCUAGUCAAUGGAAGGUCUAUGAAGUCCGCUAUGGAGGUCCACUCCCUGCCACUGGCACACCACCGAAGUGGAUGACCGAGACAUACGAGCUUUGUACUAGUGUUGCCGCGGCUCCGGCUCAAAGUCGGCUGAAGCCAGGAGCUGAGCCGAGUUUAGCCGAAGCCCAGCCAGAACUGCCGAGUGAUGACUCCCACAGCUCGGCUAAUUCCAGCUCCGGCUAA
Molecule: messenger RNA, 1077 nt
Organism: Laccaria bicolor S238N-H82
Lineage: Eukaryota; Fungi; Basidiomycota; Agaricomycetes; Agaricales; Hydnangiaceae
Exons: 3
Coding region: 1-1077 (358 amino acids)
Source: RefSeq, a predicted model, not a curated record